Ceratina calcarata is the source of this 3395-nucleotide messenger RNA. RefSeq names its product mycosubtilin synthase subunit C-like. The record is from RefSeq and is a predicted model, not a curated record. NCBI's taxonomy places the organism in Eukaryota, Metazoa, Arthropoda, Insecta, Hymenoptera, Apidae. The transcript has 13 exons. Bases 581 to 2941 code for a protein of 786 amino acids.
UAGUAAGCGUUGAAAUAUUACAUUGAAUAUAAGUGACUGAUUUGCGUGAAAAAUGCAGAAUCCUUACUUAUGAUUAAACAGUAUCUAUUAUUUAUAUUACAUAAAAAUUCAUAAAGUUUAUAAAUUCUGGAAUAAUGAACUUUAAUCAGUGCCAUGUGUUUGUUUUUCUCUCCGAGUCAUAUUGAAAAAAUCAGAGAUCUACUGCUAUACGACAUUAAAUAUUAUUUGUGAUUCUGGUGAACAGAAUGUUCUGAACCGAUGAAUUUCGAUGAGCAGGACUUUAUAUUUUCUUCUCUCUCAUCCUCUCCCAACCAAAUCGAUAAGUGGACUCGAUAAAAAAUAUUUAGUACAGAAAAGGAUUCUUCAGAGGAAAAGUUUACAAUUCUAUCAAUCGAAUACUUACACUAGUAGUUGUCGAUCGUUUUCGGACCAGCAGACGCAGUGAUCAUAACAAGAUGAUGAUGGACAGGAAUACGCCAUUUCUUACGGAGAGCUGCAGGAAUCGACUAACAAAUUAGCCAGAGUGUUUAAAAAGUACGAAAAACCAGAAGGCUCGUCAAAAUGGGUCGUGGGAGUGUGCAUGAAACCAUCUCACCGAUUACCCAUCAUCUUGAUCGCUAUACAAAAGGCCAACAUGGCGUAUUUACCUCUGGACGUGGAAUACCCUAAAGCUAGGGUAAAGCAUAUUUUGCAAGAAGCGAAACCAUUCAUGAUUGUGAUCGAGGAAAAAGCGGAUUCGAUGACUUACGAAGGAACAAGAACCGUGAGUUAUAAUGAAUUGUUGAAGUUAUCCGAGAGCGAGGUAAACGACAAUCUGGAAGUUGAAGAAGAUCCCGAAGAGACUGCCAUCAUCCUGUACACCUCCGGAAGUACGGGCACGCCAAAAGGAGUACUUUUGUCACACACGACCGUGUUGAACCGAUUACAAUGGUAUUGGCAAGAGCUGCCGUACGCUGUGGACGAGGACCACUGCGUCUUCAAAACGUCAUUGAUAUUCGUAGACAGUGUUACCGAAAUUUGGGGCUCGUUGUUGCAAGGACGUACCUUAGUAGUCGUUCCUAGACACAUUACUAAAAACCCGAAGAGGUUUGUCGCUCUAUUGGAAAAGUAUAAAAUUCAACGAUUGAUGCUGGUCCCGACCCUCUUACAGUCUAUACUCAUGUACUUCAGUUUGCGGUGCAAGGACAACGUGCUUCGCUCGCUGAAACUUUGGAUAUGUACUGGCGAAACGUUAUCGAUUUCGUUGGCUGAAGAAUUUUUCACUACGUUCGAGAAUUCCAACAAAAUUCUGGCUAAUUUUUACGGUACUACCGAAAUUGGCGACGUUGUAUAUCACCUGCUGAGUGAUCGAAGGCAGCUACAGUCAGCGGAGAAAGUGCCCAUCGGAAAGCCUUUAGACAAUUCCAUUAUUUAUAUCGUGAACGAAGGAAUGCAACCAGUUCCGCAAGGGGAAUUGGGCGAGAUGAUAGUAGCCGGAAGGAACCUCGCCACGGGUUAUAUUCAUGACCCCGAGUCUCAGAAGUUCCAGGCCAACCCCUUCACCACUGAUUCAAACUACUCCAGGAUUUAUCGGACCGGCGACUAUGCUAGGAUAAUAAACGGCGUGAUCAUAUACGAGGGUCGCUUGGAUUCGCAAAUCAAAGUCAGAGGACACCGCGUGGAUCUUACGGAAGUGGAGAAAAUGGUUUCCAAAGCACCUGGCGUCAGCAAAGUCGUCGCUCUUUGCCACAAACCCGGCGAGUUAUCGCAGGCGCUGAUAGCUUUCGUAACCAUUGCGGACAAUUCAUCCACCUGUGAGUUGGAAAUUAAGACGUUCCUACAGACCAUGUUACCCGUGUACAUGAUGCCACGAGUCGUAAUCGUCGACGAUAUACCGCUGUUAACGAACGGAAAGAUCGAUCGUCAGGCGCUGUUGAAGCAUUUUGAAACUGCUAAUACACGCAACGAGGACGAUCACAAUAUGGUCUGCGACUACACAGGAGUACCUGAAAGAGAUUUAGAAAAAGCAAAAGUAUUGUUUCCUACUGUGGCAUCUGCGAUCGGAAAUGCUGAUAUCGUGAGAAUCGAUUCCAAUUUCUACGAACUGGGCGGCAACUCUUUGAACUCGGUGCACACGGUAAUGAAGCUGUGGAAUCAAGGGUACAAAAUAAGCAUCACCCAGUUCGUUACUGCAAAGAGUCUAAGUGAGAUAAUUGAUCGAAUGAUCAAAAUAAAAAUGGACGACAAGGUUUCCGAUAGUUGGGAUUUCGACGAGGACGAGAUCGUCUACGAAAUGAUAAAUGAUUCGCAUCAAGCGGACGCGAUAAAGAUUAUCACAGAAGGGUUCUGUUGCUGUGGAGGGACUUGUUUGAUACCUGGCGUAACUAGAGAGGAUUACCGAAUACUGAUGGAACAAUUAUGGAAUCCCUUGGUCGAGCAAAACCUCAGUUUCUUAGCGAAGUCGUCGAGAGAUGGGAGAACAAUCGGAAUUGGGAUUAAUUUUGAUCUUUGGGACAUGCCCAAGUUAAUACUGGACUCCAAAUUAAGGAUAAUCUUUGAUUUUCUCGAACAGCUCGAGGCACCAAUCAGAAAACAAGAACUGCCGGAAGGAAAGGGCCAGAUUAUAUAUUGUUUUAUGAUGGCGACAAGCUGCAAGCUGAGACCAGCCCAGAAUGUUAUCGUGAUGAAAGAACUGGAAGCAUACUGUUUACGUCUAGCUAGGAGAAGAAAGUACGCUGGAGUUUUUACGACGAAUACGAGUCCGCUCACGCAGCAACUCGCAGAGGUGUUUGGAUAUAAACCGAUAAUGACUUACAGAAUGAACAGGUACUGCGCCCCGGAUGGCACAAAGCCCUUUGAAGAGGUUUCGGACAAUCAACUGGCAAUUUGCUCGUUGAAAAUGUUCGGACCAGCCAAGUACAUUUUCCGGGACGAUCAAUGCUGUAGAUUGAACAUAUACUAAAAGCGUGUAAAAGCCGGAGACUUUGAGUGGCCCCAGUGAUAUUUUGUCGAGCUUCGGCAGAUGAGAUUCCAACAGUACGGAGAGACACAGUUCUCUCUUUACAGUUCUCUUCAUAACAUACUUAUAUGCUAUCUUAGUAUAUAUUUCGUACUUUAUAACAUCUUAUAUUACACAGAACUAGUCUUAGGCCCUAAAAUGGGGAGGAACUGAGGUGAUUUUAAACAAUAUUUUCCUUUGCAAAAAAGUUAUCCGAGGCGUGGUUGUUGAGUUAUUUAAGAAAAACCGGGACCAAUCAGUCCGGGGUUUACCCGAAAGCACCGGAUGCAUUGACGAACUAUUUUGCGUGUUGCAUGAAUUAUAUUAGUACUAUUACAACAGCUUUUUCAUAACAUUAAUCGGUUUAUUAUUUAAAAUUUUACUAGCCAUAAAAUAAAAUUGUACCUGGAAUGGGAAU